GACUCUAAGUUUCUGGGAGCCGCUGCGUCCGAGAUCCGACAGGUGGGAUGACCAAUCACGCGUCACACUCCAACGGCAUGCAGAGCCUCCGGAAGGAGCACCUGUACAAGGUGCUGGUGAUCGGAGACCUGGGGGUCGGGAAGACUUCUAUCAUCAGGCGCUACGUGCACCAGACCUACUCAACCAACUACCGAGCCACCAUCGGAGUGGACUUCGCCCUGAAGGUGCUGAACUGGGACUCUGAGAUUGUCCGGCUCCAACUGUGGGACAUUGCAGGUCAGGAGCGGUUUGGAAACAUGACCCGAGUGUACUACCGUGAAGCCAUGGGAGCCUUCAUUGUGUUCGACGUGACACGGCAUACGACCUUUGAGGCCGUCAUCAAGUGGAAAGAGGACCUGGACUCUAAACUAAUGCUGGCAGAUGGACAGAGCAUUGCCACUGUGCUGCUGGCUAACAAGUGUGACCAGGGCAGGGAGCUGAGCAACAACAGCAUCAAAAUGGACCAGUUCUGCAAAGACCAUGGCUUUGUCGGCUGGUUUGAGACCUCUGCUAAGGACAAUCUCAACAUCGCUGAAGCCGCAAACUUCCUGGUCAAGCACAUCAUGGCCACAGAGAGCGACAUCCUGAAAAGCGUGAAACCAGACACCAUCUCGCCUCAGCUUGACCCCAACAGGCAGAUGAGCUGCUCCGGCUGCUUCAAAUAACGAGAGGAGGUGAACGAUGGCGAGGCCGAACGGAACAGAGACACAGCGGGACAGAGAGGGACAGGCACACCACACGGCCCUCCGAGCCUUAGCUGCGGUACAGUUUGGCUUCUUUGGUCCAAACCAGAGUUGGAGACUUUAGUUUUCCACGUGUUUGUGUUCUCAGUACAAGCGAACCAGAGUUUUUGGAACCUAGAAUCACAUGGACUCAGAGUUUUUGGCAACUCGUCAUGCUGCAAGUUUAAAGUUCUUGCCUCUGUUUACCUUCACCUCCACACACACUAGGUGAAAAGAUGAGACUUCUCGUGCCGAUGGUCUGCAAGAACCAAAGAAAGCCACUAUUAGUGGAUCCCAGAGUUGCUCUUGUAUAUUUAUGUGAAUUUUGCACAUGCAUUGCUUUUUUUAUCAUCAUUUUAAUUUAUUUACUCCGUGCUUUUAUGAGUGUAAUGCUCGUUAACGUGUUAUGUUUUACAUGUGCUUAAAACCUUUCCGACAACUGACUAUUGUGUAAAGCGUGUUUAAAACCAGACGUUUUCAAUAACUACGUAUUCUUAUUCAUAGCAACAGCCUGGUCAGACCAAGCUGCUGCAAAGAAAAGGAGAGUUAAACACACGCACAAACAUCCUAGCAUCUGCCUGGUGUAACUAGUCUUUUUAUAGCCGGUGGUUGGUUCCACGGGAGUCAUUCAGGUUUAAGUAAUCAAAGGUGUGACGCCCGUCCUGCUGAUUUGGAUGCUUUCCUGACCAACCCCUGUGGGCAAUUGGCUGAUUAAGCUCACCUGGGCCCGUAGGCUUUGCCUCUCCCUUCCUGUAGCUCACAUCCGCCCCGCAUCACCGUCUUUCGGUUUGCACCCGUAAUGCCUCCAUAGCACAUUAGCCACACAUCCAUGCACUGCUUUCAUUGCUCAGCUGCACACUCUUGCUGUAAAUUAUCGUCGUUUUAAGUAAAUCUCUUCCUUGGACUCCCUCCCCCUUAAUGAAUUCCCUGAGCCAGUUUGGGACAAAAGGCUUGUCAGACAUGUUUGCUUGUUAAUGGAAGAGAGCCGUUGUCCCUCUGUCUAAAAUCUGCUGUCAUAGCCAAGAUCUUUGUAUGAGAGCGAUGUCUGCUUUUCCUUCUGAGUGCGGGCUAAUUUGUGUUUGUGUGUAAUUUGUCUUCGUCAGGAGGGAAAUUGUGUUGAUUGUCUGGAUGUAAGCUGGACAUUCUCAUGAGUUCACUUGCCAAAGCUGAACCCUCUGUAUCCAUGGUAACUAGAUCAAGUCGUUUUUUAUGGGUAUCCUCUAACGUCUUUGUGAAGCUAUUUCUCGCUGAACCCACAACCAUACAGACACACACACACACGUAUACACACACACAGAUUUUUUUUUUCCACCCUCCGUGUCCUUGUUGCUUUUUUUACCUCAUCUUUUCUCCUCUCCCACUCCGCUCCAUCCUCCGUUAUUGUUUCUCAUCCUGGAAAAUUCUCUGUCCUCUCUAAAUACGACUGCUUCCAGUAUCUUGCUUUUGUAUGUCCCCUGCCCCUUUUCUCUCACAUUCAGUAUGUGCGGCACACUUUAGAAACUGCACAGGCUCGACUACACACCCACAGAUGCAGCACUUUUAUUGAUCUUCCAACCAGUUGACUCUGGCUGCAUGUAUGUGAAGUUGCUUUCCUCUUUUUUGGCAACCCUGCACCUCUGUAUUACUUGGUAGUAGUGUCUUCUAAAAGGCUGGGGAGUUUAAUCCACUGUCAUCAGCAUCUACAUAUACUGAAGUUUACAUAUGACUGCAUCCCUAGGUGUAAAAUGUGCCAAAGCUGGAUACAAUAAGUAGGUUUGUUGCCAUUUACGCAAAUGCACAGUAGGUGCAUGCCAUGACAUGCUACAUUGUUUCCUGUGGUGGCUGUUCAUCAGCAGUGCUUGCACGGUGUUUGAAAGCCCGAUCACAACAGUGUCAUGUGCUGCUGUGUGAGUCCUUAGUGGUAGUUUUCAGCACACACAUGAGAGCCUGACAGACCCAAACAAUGCAGUUACAAUGUCACAGUGUUCACUUGGCUCAUCAUGAGGCUGUGUGACAUCAUGCAGCAUGUGACAUCAGCACGGUGUCACACUAUAGAUGUUUGAACUGAUUAGAGCUCACACACACACACACACACACAUGCGCCUGUCUGUGCGGGACAAUACUGUCUGCAGCUGAUUGCGACAC
Molecule: messenger RNA, 2885 nt
Organism: Chelmon rostratus (copperband butterflyfish)
Lineage: Eukaryota; Metazoa; Chordata; Actinopteri; Chaetodontiformes; Chaetodontidae
Gene: rab38b
Product: RAB38b, member of RAS oncogene family
Exons: 3
Coding region: 48-704 (218 amino acids)
Biological process (GO): phagosome-lysosome fusion; endosome to lysosome transport
Cellular component (GO): lysosome; Golgi apparatus; late endosome
Molecular function (GO): GTP binding; GTPase activity
Source: RefSeq, a predicted model, not a curated record